AAAAAGGCCAGCCAUUGCCGACUAUUGUACCUGUUCGCUUUUAUUUUUUUUCCUUCCCCAUUCUUAAAUUCGUGCAGUUGUUGGAAAAAAGGGCAAAAUAAACUAUCUGAGGUCCUAAAGUCUCUAGUCUAGAAAACUACACCCAACCCAAAACAAACGUUGGUUGUUGGCUGGCCACAUUCUCGUUCGUGAGAUUUUGAGGGGAGGGAAACGAAACAGUGCCUAAUACUUAUACGGAAGAAAUGCUGAGAAAGUGCAAGAAAAAGUGACGGAAAAAGGAAAGAACCAUUUAGCUAAAGCUAAGCUAAACCCACCAGCAAGGCUCUCUCUGAUUCGCUUGCCUUGCCUGCCAUUACCAUUUCUGCUGCUACUUUCUCCCCCCGGAUAUCAACCAACGAGUUCUGAACUGUUAUUCCUCUGAAUUGGAGAUGAACACCGAGUUCCUUAGGGUUUCCUUUCGUCUGGACAAUUGGACUUGAUGAUGAUGGUGAAGCAGAAGACGACGAUGAAGGAACUUGUGGGAUUCAAUAAAUCUGGCUUCUUGCUACCUCGCGAACCCUAAAUAACUGCAUCAGAGCUGGACAGUUGGAGGCGCCCUUUUGACUUGCGCCAAAACCCUAUACGCACUUGGCCUGAACGUUGGAUCAAAGGGUUUGGGGUUUGGGUCCUUUUGGAAUCUGGGCGUGGGGAUCACAAUUCACAACUUGACUUGGUGGGGUUCGAAAUAUUGAAGGGUAGUUUGGCAGAGGGUCUGCCUAAUUGAAAGUUGUGAACUUGCAACUCUGUCCCAUAGCUUCAUUUCCUGGUUGGUUUCUUAGCUGGAUUAGAUCAGAAAGAGAGGGGAAGAUGCAUGCUAGGCAUAGAAAUCCUGGAAAUGGUUAUAAUAGGUCAGGUUCUAUGGGAAUGGGCUUUGGCGGUGGCUCAAGGAUGUCCCCAGAUGGUUCAGCUAGGGGUGGUGGUCAUGGGUUCUAUAACUCUGAGUACAGAACCUUCCGCAAUCGAGGCUUUGUCCGUGGUGGUCAUGGCCAUGCUCCUGGGCACCAGCAAAGAGCCUUUCAGCAACCACCCGAUUUGCCGGCUCGCAAAGGCGAUAUCUUGAUGGAGGCUGGUAGGCUUGCUGCUGAGUAUCUAGUCUCCAAAGGCAUGUUACCUCAGAAUGCACUUGCUGGGAAGUGGCAGAAUGGUAGCUUGAAGAAAGUGUCUCGUGAUUAUCUACAGCAAGAGCCCCCACCAGUGCAAGAGGGCCGGGUAUCCGUCCACUCAAGAUUAGGUACUGGUUCUUCUGAUGCAGGCUCAAGUGACAGAAGAUAUACCGAUGAGUUUGGUUCUAGGAAUCAGUCUAAAGGGCGGAGAAGAGGUGAUUAUCCUCGGAGUUACAGUUCCGAGUGGGUGAGAGACUCUGGAAGGAGUAGUUCUGGGUCGGAGAGAAAUCGGGAGUCACCUGAAGGGGAGGGUCAGUAUGAAGUGCAACAAGGCAGUAAGGGUACGGAUGAUCGGCUGCAGGUAUCAGAUCGUAAUAAUGCAUUAGGACCAGAAAAAGAGGAAGCAGCUGACGGCGACGAAUCGGGAUUCGAGAAAUACAAUUGCCCCCCUGAUAAUUCGGUUUCCAAGGCAAGCUCUCCUGGUGCUGAGAGAGAGGAGGCCGAUACUGAAGUUUUGAAGGGGCCUAAAGAUUCGGUGGACUUGACUCCCGGGAAUGAAGAGAUGGAGGAUUUUAAAAAUGAUGAAAGUGGCACACAAACUGUUCCUGAGGAUGAUAUCUCAAGCAAAAAUGGAUCUGAUUUGUUAGCUUUCUGCAACCUUGUCAAGAUACCGACAAAAAUACGAUCUGCAUUGACCAGCAAGGUUUCCAAGGUUGAUCAUGUUUCUAGUGAUGGAGCAAACUUAUUGGUAACUGUACCGCCCAAAGGCUCAGAUGUCUUAGAUCAAGAUGUUGCAUGUGAUGAUCCCCUUCCAACUAUUGUUGAGGAAGUAAGCGAGAUGAAUGAUCCAAAGCAUUCCCAUGCUGAAUUAUCUCAACAGUUGCCUCUUCAGUGUGACGAGGAGGAUAACAAAGUAAGCCCAGCAUAUGGAUCGGAGCAUGGCAAGUGCAUCAGGUCUCGGUCGUUCUCAGAUGGAGUUUUUGAUGUUGAUAACGAGUUUGAAACAAGCAAUGAAGCAGUGAAAUUUGGAAGGUCUAGCUCUGUUAAGGAAAGAGGCGAGAAGCGUCCUGCAGAUGACAGUGAUACGAGUCAGCAACAGAAAAAACCUAGAGAGAAUCUUCUUCCUAUCUUCAUUCCUAAUGUUGCCAAUAAAGUGACAGAAAAUCUCGUGACUCCAAAAGAGGAAGUGGUUUCACUUGCUCAGCAGCCGUUGAUAACUGAAAGUAGUUUGGGUAAUAGUCGUGAGUGCCCAGAGGAUAUUGAUGACGAAUAUGAUCAAGAGAAGCAGCAGUUUCCUGGUUCAUUCAAGAUAUGCGAUUUAAACCUGAUGGAAUCUUCCGAUAUCCAUGACAAUACGGGCAAUGAGUCGGUUCUUAUGUUCCCGCCUGUUGUGCUUUCCCAAAAAGCAACAGCAAGUGUUGAUUUGUCGAUGAGUAAUGCAAAGAUGCCUAAUGAAUAUGUUAGGCAUGUCAGUACCGGUAAGGAGAUAGAAAUAAUUGAUCUGGAGAAUGAUGUUUCCCCUCCAGAAAACGAGGCUGUUGGAAGUUCACAGAAUAAGAUGGAAGUUGAAUUUGGUGGCACAGAGGGAUUUUCUGGCAAUGCACAAGCAUCUGGCCAUAUAACUGACGUUCAAGAUAAUUAUGAUGGUCUUAUAAUCUCGGAGUUCCUUAGCACUUUCUCAAGCUGUACGUCCGUAACUGAAGGCAUUAACCCACUGCAGAAUGAAAUGGGCCUUCACCAUGCAGAGGGAACUCUUGGAUAUGAUGACUCGAUUUAUACGUCCCUUGAAGAAAUACCAUUAAGAGUCGGCGUCAUAGCAAGACUUUUGCCCAUGUUCAACCAUGUUUGCUUAGAGAAUCGAAAGGAGUUAUUGGUUUUAUACCAGACUGGGAGCAGCCAACACCACAGGGGUUUGAGAAGCCAUUUUGAUCCUCUUUCUCCCACAAAAUGCAGCUUCGGUGUAUGGCUUUGUACUAUGGUCUGGUCUGGUCAUCGGAUUCUUGCAACGACCAAUCGUUCAACCAAACCCGAGAUCCUUGUGUUGGCCUUCCCACAAUUCAAAGUGUCAGCAUCAUCAUUUCAAUCUGCAAUUGCUGCGGUGGCAUUGGUGAAUGCUGUUUCAUCUUGUUGUAUGAAUUUGUGUCUCACCUUCCUUCCUCCCUACCUUCAGCCGAGGGAAGGAAAUGGAUAUGGUAGUAUGCCGGCGGGGAUGGGAGCCGGUCAGGAAGCAGUGAUUUUUAGUUACGGCGACGACGAGAAGCGAGUCGCAUUCCUAGAAAAGCGAGACCAGAACUCCUCCUCGUCCUACUCCGGCGGCGGAGAUGGAGCCGCGGCGGUUGAGCGGAGCGGGACGGUGUGGACGGCGGUGGCGCACAUAAUCACGGGAGUGAUCGGGUCGGGAGUGCUGUCGCUGCAGUGGAGCGUGGCCCAGCUGGGGUGGGCGGCGGGGCCGGCAGCCAUGGUGAUGUUCGCCGCCGUGACUCUGGUGUCGGCGUUCUUGCUCUGCGACUGCUACCGGUCGCCGCAUCCGCUCCUCGGCCCUUCCCGGAACCGCUCUUAUCUCCAGGCCGUUAACCUCACCCUAGGGAGGACAAAGGCGUGGGCAUGCGGGGUGCUAGUGCACACAAGCAUGUACGGAAUAGGGAUUGCCUACACCAUCACUGCCGCCAUCAGCAUGAGGUCGAUUCAGCAAUCAGCCUGCACCACUUACAACAACAAGAAGAAGAAAGAAGAUGGGUCAUGUGACAUGAGCUGGCACAUGCUGGUGUUUGGAUUGGCUGAGAUGUUCAUGUCUCAGAUCCCCAACUUCCACGACAUUCAGUGGCUCUCCAAUGUUGCUGCUCUAAUGUCUCUGGCCUACUCCUUCAUUGGUCUUGGCCUUGGCUUUGCUCGCGUCUUGGAGAAUGGGUAUGUGAAGGGCAGCAUGACAGGGAUAAGAGGAGCAACUCCGGUUGACAAGAUGUGGAAGGUGUCUCAAGCGCUUGGGGACAUUGCAUUUGCCUAUCCCUACUCUCUAAUCCUCAUUGAAAUCCAGGUGUACUGCCAGCCGGUGUUCGCAACUGCAGAGAAGUGGUUCGUGGAGACUUUCCCGGACAGCAUCCUCGUCCGGCACAGCAGCGUGAAAUUGCCAGUUCCCGCGGCAGGCCGGAAGGUGGAAGUGAAGGUGCUGCGGCUGUGCUUCCGGACGCUGUACGUGGCGUCGACGACGGCGAUCGCGAUGAUGUUCCCCUACUUCAACCAGGUGAUCGGGGUGCUGGGAGGGUUCAUGUACUGGCCGGUGAGCAUCUAUUUCCCGGUGGAGAUGUACGUGAAGCAGAGGGAGGUGGAGGCCUGGACGCUCAAGUGGGUGCUGUUGCAUUUGUUCAGCGUCUUCUGCCUCUUGCUCAUUUGCUUCGCUCUCGUUGGUUCGGUUCAAGGCCUCCUCACCGCACACUUGGGGUGAUUAGUUGAUCUGCAUGCACGUCACGUCACGUCACACUCGAGUUGUUUAGUUUGUGUGGGAGUUAGUAUGAUGAGUUAUGUAUUGUCUUGUCUUAGUCUUGUUGAUUGACAAGUGUUGUUACUUGUACAGCAACAUUUCAAUCUAUCAUGUCAUUUCCCCUUAAAAAGAGUUGGGUUAUAGAGGGUAAUGUACUAUUAGUUAGCACUUAGCAUGGUAAAAGUCAUGGGAUUAAUUAAACUCAUGAGGUUGAACCGUAAAGGAUUACAUUUGAUUUACGCUAGCCUACUACUCUCCAAAUCACUUAUCAAAAUGCA
Linum tenue is the source of this 4898-nucleotide messenger RNA. Lineage: Eukaryota; Viridiplantae; Streptophyta; Magnoliopsida; Malpighiales; Linaceae. The record is from the annotation of a GenBank genome assembly.